AGCUCGAAGAGCGGUGUGCACUGUUCUUAGACACUUCUGUUGCUUUCUAAGUUAUGAACCUCUCGUGUGGCAAAUUCCGCCACAGCGUCUAGCUAAAAUCGAGAGCCUCUCAACUCACAGCAACCAUCCAACAUCAUCCAUCAACCCAACGACCACGAAUCCAAAGCGAAGCUCCUCCACGUGUACCUUAAUUUCAAACUGAAUCCUCCUCCACAAAAACUCAUCUCAGCCUAAUUCCAUCUCUCGGUUCACCCACAAUGAGUGACACCGAGAUCCCCAUUGUCAUCAAGCAUGCCGGAAAGCGCUACGAUGUAACAGUGGACACGUCUCUGCCAGGCGAGGUUCUCAAAGCGGUUCUCUUCUCCCUCACGAACGUCGAACCGGAACGCCAGAAGGUCGUGGUGAAGGGUGGCCAGCUCAAGGAUGAUACCGACAUGUCAAAGCUGGGCCUCAAGCCGGGUCAGGUCAUGAUGAUGAUGGGUACGCCAUCGGGCAAAGGUAUCCAGGCACCAAAGGAAAAGACUAAGUUCGUCGAGGACAUGACGGAUGCGCAGCUCGCUCUCGUAUCGGGUGCUCCUCCCUCUGGUCUGCAGAACCUCGGCAACACCUGCUACCUCAACUCCACGCUCCAGGCGCUGCGAUACAUUCCAGAGCUUCAACAGGAGUUGACGAGAUACAAGGAGCAGACGGGAGAAGCUGGUGGCAGCGGGUUCGGAAGCAGCUUUGCAAGCGGCUCGGGAGGCCUGUUUGGAAAUCUGGGAGUGGGAAGCGUCGGGAAUCUUGGAGAUCUAGCUGGUGCGAUGCGAGACCUCUACCAGAACAUGGGCGAAACUACAGCCGGAGUUCCACCGCUGGUAUUUUUGGAGGCGCUGAGGCGGGCGUUCCCACAGUUCGCGCAGAAGGGAAAGGACGGUCGGUAUGCGCAGCAAGACGCUGAGGAGUGCUACUCCCAGAUCCUACACUCACUCCGUACGAAACUCCGCAUCAAGAAUGAAAAUGAAGAUACGUCGUUUGUGGACAAGUAUCUCUCUGGAAAGAUGAGUUCGACUCUUAAGUGCAUGGAGGAUGCGCCGGACGAGAUGCCUAUCGAGACGACCGAGGAAUUUUCGAACCUCAAGUGCCAUAUCACCAACAACACCAAUUUCCUGAAAGAUGGAAUUCUGGCUGGCUUGAAGGAGCAGAUUGAGAAGGAGAGCCCUACGCUUGGACGAAAUGCCAUUUACGAGAAGUCUAGUCGUAUCGUCCGUUUGCCCAAAUACCUGACGUGUCACUUUGUCCGCUUCUUCUGGAAACGCGAAAUCAACAAGAAAGCCAAGAUCAUGCGCAAGGUCACAUUUCCUUUCGAGCUCGACGCUACAGAAUUCUGUUCCGAUGACCUCAGAAGCAAACUCAUUCCGGUCCGCGAUACUCUCCGUGAUCUGCACAAGGACGCCUCCGACCGUGAGCGCGCUCGCAAGCGUGCAAAGGUCCAGCCAAGUGCCGACGACAUUGCAGGUGGAAAUGCGGGCGCCGGUGGCUUUGGUUCAGGGGCGGCAUCGGCACCUGUGGUUCCCGUACCUGUUGUCACUUCAAUCCUCGACGAGAAGGAGCCGGACUGGCAAGAGGCGCUGAAGGACAAACUUGAUCCCGAGAUCAUGAAGGACGAAGGAUGCAACCCCAGUGGACUGUAUGAGCUCUUCGCGGUAGUUACCCAUCAAGGUGCUAGCGCGGACUCUGGUCACUACUGUGCAUACGUCAAGAAAGACGACAGUGACGGCAAGACCUGGUACUUCUUCAACGAUGACACCGUUACGGAGGUGGAUCAAACCAAGGUUGAGACUUUGUAUGGAGGAGGCGAGAGCCACUCGGCUUUGAUCGUUCUUUACCGUGCCCUUUCACUUACUCCUCCUACUAAGAAGGAUUGAGAUCUAGUUAGUAGAAAAUGAAGUCGACCACAGUACGAUCGUCCGUGUGAAAGGGCAACUUAGACUACUGGCGUUUUGAUAGUUUGUGGCACAUUCGUCUUCUUGUUGUAGUUCGUUCAGAUUAUUGGGGUCUCUAUGAAUGCAAAGAAGAAGAGAGAGAAAAUAUCAAUUUUUUGUCGUACACGG
Messenger RNA from Tricharina praecox, 2090 nucleotides. RefSeq lists its product as uncharacterized. Gene Ontology annotation, molecular function: cysteine-type deubiquitinase activity; proteasome binding; protein binding. The record is from RefSeq and is a predicted model, not a curated record. The transcript is spliced from 5 exons. Bases 258 to 1904 code for a protein of 548 amino acids. Gene Ontology annotation, biological process: protein deubiquitination; proteasome-mediated ubiquitin-dependent protein catabolic process; regulation of proteasomal protein catabolic process. NCBI's taxonomy places the organism in Eukaryota, Fungi, Ascomycota, Pezizomycetes, Pezizales, Pyronemataceae.